CUCAACAGGCUUGUGCAUGAGAGGAAAGGGAGGAAAAGAGGGCCUUUUCCAGUCCACUUCCAACCUAACCCACAGGAAGAGCACUGGUUUACUUGGAGCUUUUGAGGCACCUACAAACUAUCAUUGUUGGAGGUUCAUACAACUCAGUAUCCUGUGUUACAGUCACUGUCUCUGAAAGAAACAACUUUGGGAAGACAGCUGACUAAUAGUUUGGGCAAGUUGAUUGCCUCAAAAGAAUGCUUUAGGUUGAAACCAAAACAGUCAUUGCAUUGCUCACGUAGUCACCUGCUUAGUCAGUGGCCCAAAUUGAAAUCAUUUUUGAGUAUUUAAAUCAGUUUUGGUGUGUCACAUACUCAACUAGAGCAUGCUUGUCUCCCCUUAUAGCUGGCAGUACAGAUCUCUAGACCAUGACAUUGGAUUUGGUGUUUUCUUCACUGAAAAGGACAAGACUGGUUCUAAAGCUGUGGAGGAAAUGAUUCCAACAGAGAGACGGGACUGUCACAUGAUUCCCGAGGAAGGAUCCAUUCUCUGUGAGAAACCAGGCAUCUAUAUUCUUCGUUUUGAUAACUCUUACAGCUGGACAAGAAACAAAAAAAUUUUGUACAAUGUGGAAAUUUCUACAUCUACAGAUAACUCUCCUGGGAGGUGACUCAAUGUGGAGUAGUGUCUCCUAUGGAGUCAAGUUGUAACAGUCUGUCAAAUAAUUAUUGUACAGUAAAUACUUGAAUUACGACACUCACACAAAACAGAGGAAAGCAGGGGAAGGUUCACUUGCUUUCCCCACAUUUUGAGAGCGACUUAAGUUAGUCAAAAGAUUUUUAAUGGAAUAGUAAUUUUUUUACAAUUGCUCUUCGUUCUGUAGUAAGGGUUUUCUUCCUUGUUUUAUUUAGCCUUCGUAAACAGAAGUCUGCAAACAGACUUGGCCCAAAAAAAUUCCACACAGACAAGGUUUGCUUAUCUAGGAGGAUCAGGGAUUUUGUUGUUUCAUGAAGAAUUUCCCUGAUCAUCUGGUAUAAUCAGGUAAAAUCAGGUAAAGAGAGAACGAACGGGCUUUUCAGCCAAAGUAGUGUCCUCUUGAUACAGCGUAGGAAAAGUGAAAUCCCUGAUCAUCUGACAUUUUCAUGUCACAUGAAAACCAAACUUAUGUAGAUGAGAAAACCAAUUCAGACACUGUACAGAUCUGUAGAGCUAUGAGUCACACCUCAGGUGUCUCUUGGCAGAAAAACAGUUGAGACUGUGAUGAAAGAGAAGCAUUUGUUUCCUUGGGAUAUCUUUUAUUGCUUUGUUAUACAGCAGAACCUUUUCGUGAGAUCCCAUACUGUGUCUUGACUAACCUGAAUGUGUUUUUAAAAGACAAUAACAGAAAAAAAUCCUUUUUUAUGGACUAUGAGAGCUCACUAAGCCCUAUGUUUUAAUUUAAACAGGUGUUAAAUCAGGAAUUUAUACCCAGUAAAUAUUAUUUAUUUUGUUUUUCUUUGAGUGAAACAAUAUAGAUUCCUAGUUUAGGUUAAGUGGCUUAUGUAGAAUAGCUUUGCUUAUUGCGUGCUACCAAGGACAAUUAUCUUAAUUUGUGAAAUAAAGUUGUUGUUGUCUGUAUUAAUUUA
This is a messenger RNA of Orbicella faveolata, 1604 nucleotides long. RefSeq names its product SEC14-like protein 2. Gene Ontology annotation, cellular component: cytoplasm. The record is from RefSeq and is a predicted model, not a curated record. Lineage: Eukaryota; Metazoa; Cnidaria; Anthozoa; Scleractinia; Merulinidae.